CCGGUUCGACCGAGGAGCGAGGAGACUGCAGUUUCCCUCCCUUCAUUCAAAAAUGGUUUGGCCCAUUUCCCCGCGUGUUUUCAAAAGUACUCCUGCUAGCCCCGCCCCCUCGGGUCACUGUGGACUCACUGUGGACUCACUGUGGCCUGACUGUGCCAGAAAUCAGGAACACAAAAACAACGAGAGAAAAGAAGAAGAGUAAUUAAAAAGAUGGGUGUAAGGGAAUGUGUGUGCACUUCUCUGAAAGAUGUGAAGUGGGAAACGAAGUGAGCAAGGAAAAUUCUCAACCAGAUUCACCUGAAGCAGACAUCACGUACGACACACCCUGGAGUCAAACUUCUACAUGAGUGCACAGUGUGAAAAGAUCAACAACUGAUGAACCACAGCUGAAGGGCAUAGUAACCAGGUUGUUCUGCAGACAGGGCUUCUAUCUCCAGAUGGGCCAGGAUGGAAGUCUGGACGGGACCAAAGACGACAGCACCAACUCAUCUCUGUUUAACUUAAUUCCUGUGGGUCUGAGAGUCGUGGCCAUCCAAUCAGUCAAGACCGGCCUCUACAUCGCCAUGAAUGGGGAGGGUCACCUCUACUCGUCGGAACUGUUUACAGCAGAGUGUAAGUUUAAGGAGUCGGUGUUCGAGAACUACUAUGUGAUCUACAGCUCGAUGCUCUACAGACAGAAGGAGUCGGGCCGGGCCUGGUUUCUGGGCCUCAACAAGGAGGGACAGGCCAUGAAGGGGAACAGGGUGAAAAAGACCAAACCAGCUGCACACUUUCUGCCUAAACCUAUAGAAGUUGCGAUGUACAGAGAGCCUUCGUUGCACGACGUCGGGGAGGCGGUGCCUAAAAUCGCCGUGGGCCCGCCUUCCAAAAGCACAACCAGCGAACCGGUGGUCAUGAACGGAGGGAAACCAGUCAGCAAACCUGACAAGGAGGAAACAUAACCCCGCCCUUCUUUAUACCCCCUUCCUCCCCCUGACCAAUCAGAGGCCCGGAAAGGACAGAAACUCUCCCCACUGCUGCACAAUCAAAAACUGCAUCUAAAGGUAAACGAGCAAACACGUUCUGACUGGUCAGCAGUGGGGCCGCUGGUCCCGCGCCCACCUCGGAUGGAGCGCCCGAGGGGGUCAGGAGGAUGAAGACCGUGGACCGGGCCGGAGGCGGUCAGAUGUUCUGACUCUGAGAGGCGAGACAAAUGACUUCUUAAAAAUAUAGACCAAGUGGAAAAUGUUGUCUUCAACGGUAUUUUUCUGUGACAAUCUGUAAGAAUGAGGCCCCUCCUUUUUUCUUUCCUUCAUGUUUUCUGUUGCCAGGUAUGCUUGCUUGCUGGUAGCCACACACGCACACACCCACACACCCACACACACACACACACACACACACACACACACACACACACACACACACACACACACACACACACACACACACACACACACACACACACACACACACACACACACACACACACACACACGCACGCACGCACGCACACACACAUCGACCACAAGGCUUCGAUCUUUUGGUAAACACCGAACAGAUUUAAAAAAAUCAGAGGGUGCCUAGUCAGCAAACAAUUAAGGAGUAAUUGUUCCUCUAACGCUGGGCGCUCAUUUACAUAUUGUUGGAUCUGAAUGAUCCUGCAGAUUGCUUCAGCUUGCAGCCGCAAACACGUCCAUGUUCUUCAUUUAUACGUUUCUGGAGUCCAGUUUCAAGGAUCGCAUCUUAAUGCAUCCAAACAAAGUUCUAUCUCUAUUGUUUGCAGACACAUGGAAUAGCAUUUGAGCCCGACUGUGGCAGUAACAAGCACUUUAAACGCUCCUGCUGAAGCAACCUGCAGGAGCAUGAGCGAUCCACACUCCUGCAUGUGUGCAGGACAAUCCAAAUUACGGCGUGCCCCUGAACACCUCUGAGCUCAAAGCAAAGUGUUCCUUUACUUCCUGUUUGUUGAGCAGAAGUAUAACCCUGCACACACGGAGCACUCGUGAUUCAAGACACAUCUGUACAGGCACGAACAGAUAUUACAGUUAUUCCCCCUUCUUUGCAAUGAUUUCCACAUCGUGUAGCUCUAAAGAAGACAUCAGGCACGUCACGUCAGAAGUGAGUGUGUAGCAGAAGGAGUUCCCUGUUUGUAGCAUCACAGAUAGUGAGACAGAUACAGGAGGCGUGCUGGUGUGUGAGCAGCGUGGUAGCAGUCAGUGUUUACAUGGAGUAGCAGAUAUGGUAACAGAGGGAGGGUCAAACCUCCAGAGUAGUGAGAACAGCACUUCUUUUUUUCAGUUCGCUGCGCUUCGAAUAACGGUGAGAAUGAGGGUAACAGAGAACAGGGUAGACCACGUUAAAGCCACUACGUGUAAAUCCAAAUCUAAGAGUUCAGAAGUCUUAGGGAGAGAGGAGAGAGCCGAGGUAGUGGAAGAAACAUGAUCUCAGCGUCUUAAAGGACGAGGUGGAGCCUGUUUCAGUUUAUGCAUUUGCUGUCUGGACGUCACGUCUUCCACAUCAAACUCGUGAUGAUGCAACAGGUUGAAGGAGAAGAGUGACACAGCUAGCAUUUAGGGUAUUAUUAGCAUAGAAUGAAUAACAUGGAAAGAUGGAGACUAAGAUUGAUGACACAGAAGAUUUAGAAUCACACAUAGUGGCUUUAGAUCUGCACAGUAUCCUUUAAAUAAAGUAAGCUAAGAAAUUU
Messenger RNA from Notolabrus celidotus (New Zealand spotty), 2683 nucleotides. Its product is annotated as fibroblast growth factor 14-like. Gene Ontology annotation, biological process: fibroblast growth factor receptor signaling pathway; positive regulation of cell population proliferation; positive regulation of protein phosphorylation. Lineage: Eukaryota; Metazoa; Chordata; Actinopteri; Labriformes; Labridae. Gene Ontology annotation, molecular function: fibroblast growth factor receptor binding; growth factor activity. The record is from RefSeq and is a predicted model, not a curated record. Bases 438 to 941 code for a protein of 167 amino acids. The transcript is spliced from 6 exons. Gene Ontology annotation, cellular component: cytoplasm.